Hydra vulgaris (swiftwater hydra) is the source of this 3117-nucleotide messenger RNA. RefSeq lists its product as uncharacterized. The record is from RefSeq and is a predicted model, not a curated record. NCBI's taxonomy places the organism in Eukaryota, Metazoa, Cnidaria, Hydrozoa, Anthoathecata, Hydridae.
UACGUAUUCUACUUGUCUUAUUUUCGUAUUAUACAAAUAAUACGCGUUGUAUACGUUUUAAAUACGUAUACCUGUAUACUAAAUAGCAUCUAAAUAAACUGUUUGAGAAGUACUUUCAACACGAGGUACUUUCAAUAAGAGGCUUUCAGUUUCCGCGUCGUUAAACCAAAUCGAGCACGUUUUAUGUAGGUUAUUGAUUUUAUGUACUUGUAAAGAAAUGGCGUAUUAUCGUAAAUACAGAAGAUUAAAUGCUGAACUUAAGAAAAUCGUUAAAGAGGAGGAUAGUUUUAGUUCUAAUGAAGAUAACUCUUUGGUUACUGAUACUUUAUGUGUCAAAAAUGUAGUUUCAGUUUGCACUAAUGACGUGACUAGUAAAAAUAUCGAUUUAGGUGUGCUCUCUGAGUCAGACAGCACGUCAAAAUCCAUAUCGUUAGAGUCUGACCGAAGUUAUGAUGAAUGUGAUUUUAAUACUGUUCCAGCAAUGCAUCCUACAUUAGACGAUGAUAGUGGUCACAGUGAUAAUGGAGAUAAAGAUAUCACUUAUGGUCUAGUUAGCUUAUCAUGUAAACACAAUUUAUCAAGAUCUUGCAUGGACGAUUUACUCAAACUUUUAAGGGAAAGUGGACAUUGCUAUUUGCCAAAAGAUUCACGUACAUUACUUAAAACUCCUAGAGAAAUUGAUUAUAAACAAAAAUGUGGCAGAGAAUAUAUUUAUUUUGGUAUAAAAUGUUCAGUAUUAAAGCAGUUAGUUUUUCUUCCGAGUUUUCAUUUAAACAACGAUUCUAUAAACCUAUAUAUUAACAUUGAUGGACUUCCUUUAUUCAAAUCAUCAAAAGUUCAGCUUUGGCCUAUUUUGGGUAAAUUUGAUGGUUCAAAUGUUUUUACUAUUGCUUUAUAUUCUGGAACAAGCAAACCUAAUUGUGUUACAGAUUAUCUUGAUGAUUUUAUAAAGGAAAUAAAUAUUUUGAAAAUUGAUGGUAUUCAUUUUAAUGAUAAAAUUUAUGCUGUAAAACUUAAAGCUUUUAUAUGUGAUGCACCUGCACGAUCCUUUCUUAAGUGUAUAAUUGGUCAUACAGGUUAUAAUGCAUGUGAGCGAUGUCAAGUAAAAGGUUCUCGUGAUAGUAACAGAACUGUUUAUAAUGAUGAUAUUACUUAUCCGCUUCGUAUAAAGGAAGAGUUUAAUCAAUUUCUGUAUAUAAAUAGCCAUCAAGUGCAACUAUCACCAUUAGUUAAAAUAGAUGAUUUUGACUGCAUCAAAGAUUUCAUAUUAGAUUAUAUGCAUUUAGUGUGCCUUGGAAUUACAAAAAAAAUAUUAAUCUUUCUAAAAUCUGGUCCUAGGAUAUGCAAAUUAUCAAACUCACAGGUAUUAGAAAUAUCUGCUAAACUUAUUUCUUAUAACGGUAAACUUCCUUCAGAUUUUGCAAGGCAACCACGAUCUUUAGAAGAUUUAUUAUUUUGGAAGGCAACAGAAUUUAGGGAGUUUUUACUUUAUUUAGGUGCUAUUGUUUUAAAGGGCAUUGUUUCAGAUGCAAUAUAUGAACAUUUUUUGACAUUUAGCAUUGCAAUGCGUAUUUUAUUGUCUGAAAAUGAUGAAUUUCGUAAUUACUAUCUUGAUUAUGCUUACAAUUUAUUAGUAUAUUUUUGCAGAAAAGCCAAAUUUUUAUACGGAAAUACGUUUUGUGUAUACAAUGUUCAUUGUAUUAUACAUGUUCAUGAUGAUGUAAAAAAUUUUGGGUGUUCUUUAAAUAAGUUGUCUUCAUUUCCUUUCGAAAAUUAUAUGCAAACAUUAAAGAAGUAUAUAAAAAACUCCAAAAGUCCUAUUGUGCAAAUAGCAAAACAGCUUUCUGAGUUGGAGAAUUUACAUUUUAUGAAAAAUACAAAAACCCUGGUCAAUAAAGUUAGUAUUCGUUUUCGUGACUCUUUAUUUUUAUUAGAAGACAGCACUUUCUGUUUUGUUAAAGAGAUAGAUGGAGAAAAUUGUAUAUGUGAUACCUUUAAGAAUGAUCAACUUGUAUCCUUGUAUAAAAGUCCUAUUGAUUCUAAGGAAUUAAAUGUUGGUAUAAUAGAUAUGAAAAAGAUUCGUUUUUGUCAAAAAAUGUUAUCCUUGGUUAAGUUAAAUAUGGCAAGCAAAACUGUUAAAAAUAAGUUACUUUGGACAAGAGUUGUGUGGGAAGAAAAAGUUGGUUCUCAAUUUGAAGAUGUAAUUCCAGCCCAUUGGGUAAAUGAAAAUAAGUGCGUGGUAUUUUGGCCGUCAACUAUGUCAGCCCAAAGAGCCAUUUUGGAACAAAUUAGCGUUGACAAAACAUGGAGAAAGUUUAAAUGGAUUAAAACUAAAAUUGUGGAUGGAAUCAUUACUAGUGUCGAACCCGAACUUCCUAAACCGCCAAUAAUCACUUUCAAGGAAAAUAAAAAAUCUCACGUUGUAGAUUUUCAUACCAAUCAUACAGAGUCUAGAGUAUCAGUAAAAACAAAAAGACAUACAAGUCCCUUUGAAUUUACAACAGGAACGUCAAUUAAAAGAUCUAAAAAUGAAGCAAAAGACUUGCCAAUUGCUAAGGAAGAAAUUAUUAACUUUGUGGCUUCAAAAGACAACAAAGAUGAAUUUUCUAUGUCUGAAGAAAAAUAUCGAAAGCAAUCCCUAAAGUUGUUAAUAGAAAUUAGAGAUGGGAUUAACCGAUUAUUAAACACACCGAGUGUCAGUGGAGCUAUCAAUAUAGUUAAAGUUAAUGAUAUUUCAGAACUAUAUGCUGCAAAUGAUGAAUUGAAAGAUGCAGCAGUAAGGAGAAAUGCUAUAGAAAUGUUAAAAUGUGUAGGGGGAAAUGAUUGUGGCGAAAUGGUGCGCAAUAUUUUAGACAGGUUAUUUAGCAUUUCUGUAAUGUCGAAAAUGAACAUGAAAGGGUCAUCUAGACAAGGGGAAGCAAAGAUAGCAUUUAAGAAUUUAGAAUUCUUUAGUUUGAUUCAAGAGGUAGUCACCAGGCAAUUCAAUAACGUUUCAACAAAAGCACUUACAGCAGCUAUAGGAAAUAAGCUAAAAAAUGCCCCUGGACAACUAAAACGCGACCAAGCAUCAAGUUGAAAAUGUUGUAUUGUGAUUGAAUUAAAUAUUGAUUUGAUAUA